CCAUUUCACUUUUCGUCCCAAUUUAAUCACUUUCCCUAUACCAAAAUUCCCAUUGCUUUUGCAUUUUUCCGUGACAGUUUUGUUGCUGUUGCUCCGUAAAGAAGAAAAUACAGGAGAUUAAUGGAAGUAGCAGAGGACGGGGGAAGAAGUGUCAGCCGGGUGGGAUCGCCAUCGUCUUCCUUUCGUUUACGAUCUCCAAGCUUAAACUCCCUUCGUAUGCACCGCAUUUUCGACAUAUUUGACAGGAACGGCGAUGGCAUGAUUACCGUAGAUGACCUCAACCAGUCACUUUCCCUUCUGGGUUUAGAAAUGGAUCUCUCCGAUCUAGACCUCACCGUUAAAUCCUUCGUCAAGUCCGGAAACAUGGGCCUCAAGUUCGAUGAUUUUGUGGAGUUGCAUCAGUCGCUAGACGAGACCCUUUUGGGGUUUGACAGUGGGGAGGAGGUGGUGACUCAGAGCACAUUAAAGAUGUUGCAGGAGUCCGAUUUGACAGAGGCGUUCAAGGUGUUCGACAAAGACGGAGACGGAUUCAUCUCAGCGCAGGAAUUGCAGGUGGUGUUGGGGAAGCUUGGGUUUCCGGAAGGGAGGGAGAUUAGUGAAGUUGAACAGAUGAUCAGCUCCGUAGACAUCAAUAAAGACGGUCGAGUGGAUUUCUCUGAAUUCAAAAACAUGAUGCAGAGCGUUCUCAUUCACAGUUCUUGACAUUCAUUCUUCCUCUGUUUUUGCUCUGUUUCUCUUCUUUUUAUUUUUGUCUUUUGUCUUUUGUUUUUUAUUUGUUUUAUUUUAUUUUUAAAUUUCUUACACCAUUCCUGGCUUGAUUUUAUAUUCCUAGGUCAAUAUAUGCUUUAUGAUUUG
Molecule: messenger RNA, 855 nt
Organism: Rubroshorea leprosula
Lineage: Eukaryota; Viridiplantae; Streptophyta; Magnoliopsida; Malvales; Dipterocarpaceae
Source: the annotation of a GenBank genome assembly